CUGGCGGCCACGGGGAAGCAUCACAUCCCGGGGUUUCAAGCAGGGCCUAGCGGUGGGCCUGAGGACCCCUCAAGAUGGGAUGUGGUGGGGGAGGGGAGUAGCCAGGGAGGUGAUCAGUACAGUCUUCCUGCAUCCUUCCCGGCGUGGGCGUGUUUGUGUGCGUGCCCACAAGGUAGGGUCUGGUAGGUGGGACUUGGGUCUCUAAUACCUGCCUCCACCUUUUUUUUCUGACCAAAAAUUAAUCCUGUGAAAUCAAGGAAAAAAAUUUUGCAAUCGGACCAAUUUUCUCCCAGUUCUGUAGUGUUCAGUGACUCCGAUAGGCUUGGCUUAGUCGCCCUGUCACCUGCAGCAAGGGGCUUGGCUUCUCCUCGUCUGCAAAGCAGGGCUCCCUGGGAAUGGUACCUGGUUGCGUCUGUAAGGCUGGCCUCCUGUGCCAGCUCUCAGCCUGGGUUAGAGAGUGUUGUUCCUCAUCGCGCCCCCUGAAGGUAGGUGCGGCUGGACUGCAUUAGAAGGAGUAACAGGAUGAAGGGGAUGGGGAGUUUUAGGCUGGGACCCAAAGACCUGGGUGCAAGCUGAGGACCGGACCAGGCUCUCCAGUCCCCGUGGAGUCCAGGAUGCCCCUUAAUUGCAGCAGCUCCUGACCUCAUGGAGCCCUCAACCACCCCAGGGGCCCAGACGGGGGUCCCCACUGGUAGUGGAGAUCCAUCCCUUGUGCCUCCAGACUAUGAAGACGAGUUUCUGCGCUAUCUGUGGCGUGAUUACCUGUACCCGAAGCAGUAUGAGUGGGUCCUCAUCGCAGCCUACGUGGCCGUGUUCCUCAUAGCGCUGGUGGGCAACACCCUGGUCUGUCUGGCAGUGUGGCGGAACCACCACAUGAGGACAGUCACCAACUACUUCAUCGUUAACCUGUCUUUGGCUGACGUGCUGGUAACAGCCAUCUGCCUGCCGGCCAGCCUGCUAGUGGACAUCACUGAGUCAUGGCUCUUCGGCCAUACCCUCUGCAAAGUCAUCCCCUAUCUACAGGCUGUGUCGGUGUCAGUGGCAGUGCUGACACUCAGCUUCAUCGCCCUGGACCGCUGGUAUGCCAUCUGCCACCCACUGCUGUUCAAGAGCACCGCCCGGCGUGCCCGGGGCUCCAUCUUGGGCAUCUGGGCCGUGUCACUGGCUGUCAUGGUGCCCCAGGCUGCUGUCAUGGAAUGCAGCAGUGUGCUGCCUGAGCUGGCCAACCGCACCUGGCUCUUCUCUGUCUGUGACGAGCGCUGGGCAGAUGAACUGUACCCCAAGAUCUACCACAGUUGCUUCUUCAUCGUCACCUACUUGGCCCCACUGGCCCUCAUGGCCAUGGCCUAUUUCCAGAUCUUCCGCAAGCUUUGGGGCCGACAGAUCCCUGGCACCACCUCAGCCCUGGUACGGAACUGGAAGCGGCCCUCAGACCAGCUGGAGGAGCAGGGGCAGGGCCCCAGCGCAGAGCCCCAGCCCCGGGCCCGCGCCUUUCUGGCCGAGGUGAAGCAGAUGCAAGCUCGGAGGAAGACGGCCAAGAUGCUGAUGGUGGUGCUGCUGGUCUUCGCCCUCUGCUACCUGCCCAUCAGCGUCCUCAACGUCCUCAAGAGGGUGUUUGGGAUGUUCCGCCAAGCCAGUGACCGAGAAGCCGUCUACGCCUGCUUCACCUUCUCCCACUGGCUGGUCUAUGCCAACAGCGCCGCCAACCCCAUCAUCUACAACUUCCUCAGUGGCAAAUUCCGGGAGCAGUUUAAGGCUGCCUUUUCCUGCUGCCUCCCUGGUCUGGGUCCCUGCAGCUCUCUGAAGGACCCCAGUUUGCGAUCCUCUGCUGGUCACAAGUCCCUGUCCUUGCAGAGCCGGUGCUCCGUCUCCAGAGUCUCCGAGCAUGUGGUGCUCACCAGUGUCACCACAGUGCUGCCCUGAGCAAGGACCACCCUGGAGGCUCUGAGUGAUGCAGCUGAUUCCUGCCUGGGUUGCUCUUUGGCUCCUGGGAUCUACCCCUGGAAAGGCUGCUGGGUGAAAGGCUGAAGCUCCAGUCCUGAUUUUCUGCCUGUGUGACUCUGAGCAAGUCGUUCUCCUCUCUGAGUGUGUGUUCUCUAAGCAGGGUUGAUCCCAUGCCCAAGUAGUGGGAAGCUCUCUGCACACCGUGAGAUGCUGCGGAUAUGGUUACUGGUGUACUUCUCUCGCUUGGCCAUACCCGAAGGUACUGCCCGCCCUCAUCAUCCUCAAUGUUGGCCUUCUUCCCAAAGACCCCUUUCUCUCCUGCCUAUUAUAGACUCUCCCUGGCGUCUGCUAUAAACAUUCCCACAGCAUUUGCAUCUGGACCAGGGGCUCCCUAAAGCCCAGGCUGCACUUGGCCAGUUGUCCUGGUGCCUGUGUGAACUAAUCUGGGCCCAGCCCUUCAGUGAGGCCAUGAGCACAGCCCAUCCUCACCAGGUUCUGAAUGCACACACAAUAGGUUGGACCCUGUUGGCUUUGUGCUGUGAUAAAAUGCUCUCCACACAGUCGUUCAGCAUGGAGGCCAGCAGCCCGAAGCAACUGUAAUUAAAAGCCUGGCACUGAAUGUUCCCUUUCCUUGUCAUUACACAAAAUCCAUGCUGCUCAGGUUAGUAGUAAAAGAUGGGGUGGCUGGGGGGAAGGCAAGAUGAGAAGGCACUGAAAUGCUAUUAUCUGCAGACCUCCUCUCCCUCCAGUCCCGAUGGACAUGGCCAGGCCUCCAAGGGCGGUGCUGCCUUCUCAGUGGUGCCAAGCCUCUGAUGCCCAGAACCUUGACCUUUGACACACUGCCUGCUCCCAGCCCAAUAGCCUGUAGCAAGAAAGACGAUAGGGUGGGCAGGCAGCAGGUUAGCCGACUUACUGUUCCUUCACCUUCUUAGAAAUCAGGGCUUCAUUUAUUCUCUAUGAACUCCCAGGAUAAAAAGAGAAAGUUAUAGACUUGGCCGGACGUGCUCCAGCUGCCACCAAGAUGAUUACAGGGCUGCCAGAGGCCCUGAUCCUCAUCAGCAGAGCAGGAUGUGAGUACAUUCUGAAGUCCUGCUCUGCAGGGAGACGCAGAAGACAUCUGGCCUGGGGCAACUCAGCCAUGCGGCCCACUAGGUCUGUUUAAAUUGAUUAAUGGAGUCAUGGGCUCCCCACCCUCAGCUGUCAAAAGCAGAGUGGGUUGCGAGGCACAGCCCAGGAAUGCCAAGGCAUGGUUUCUCUUGGGUACCCCCUUUACCCAGAGCAGGUGGAUAGGUGCUGUGUAUCAUCUCUCUCCGAGCCACUGGCACAGCCCCUGCUCACAGUGGACAGUGUAGUUGUUGCUAGGAGGGACGGGUUAUCCAGUGCCUCUGUGCUCCCACUGGCUUUAGGCUCCAGAGCUGUUGGCAAGGCUCACAAGGCACAUCUAGAGAUCAGGCAUGCAGAACAAGGCAUGAGCACUGGGCCCCCAGCCGAGCCAACCAUGUCUGCAAGGAUCUACCCAGGACUUGGGCUUCUUAUCUACCCUAACACAAAGCUAGAGAGAGUGAAUGACACCAUUCUGAAGACAGGGUUGGGAGCUGGAGGCAUAGCGGUGGUAAAGCAUUUGUCUUUACAAAGUGUAAAGUCUGGGGUUGAUCCCCAACACCAUGUAAAGAAUUAAAAAACAAUGGUAGGCUUCAGCGGAUACUCAGCAAGAACAGGCAAUAAGGGCUUCCUCUAAUGGCUUCAGCUCUGCCCUAUGGGCUGGUAGUUAGACCCAGCAGCACGAUGGCUUUUAUGCUUCCAUGUGGGCAACUCAGGUGUUGAGUAAAGAGCAGCUGAAGAGCCCAGGGCUAUGUAGCCUUGAGGAGCACCUGCGAAUGGGUGUGGAGGGGUGUGUGUGGCGAGCUGCACUACCCAUGUGAUUGGCAGGCAGUAAGGGUGAUGUGGCCCUAAAGAGAAAACCAAUGGCUUAGAAUCCACAUCACGAAGAAGUUUCCACCAGUUAAAGAGGAAAUGAGCCAGCUAGUGAGGGCUUGAGUCUUUGUCAUCAGAGUUUUGCAAGGAGAAGCUGGACUCCUAGCGUGUCCUGUGGGGGAGUAUUAGCUCUAGAUGGGGCCUGGCCCCUGAGAACUAGGUCUCAUCUAAUUCUGGAUCCCAGUGGCACAGCAGUGCAGAGACGGGGGCUGAACUGGCUGGGCCUGACUUGCCUGCUGGGCCUCACAGGCUUGCUAAACAGCUAUGGCUACUCCCUGCACUGCAGGGAGAAAAGGCCUCAAAGCUCUUAUCUUCAUCUCUAAAAGCCAAAGGAUAAUCACACCAUUACCAGUGAUAAGGCUCCCCUGGAAAACUAGAAUGUCUGGUGUCUUCAGCUUUUGAUUGAAAUUCUGUCAGCUCCUUACAGACUUCCAGGGUAGACUGGGUAUCAUGCUGAUCUAGAGAUCCAACUGGCAGGUACAGAUAUCUGUGCUUAAUAAAAAUGGGGGAAAAGUUAUGACUUCAUAAAUGGAGUUUGUCUGGAAGAUAAAACUCAGGUCUAAAAUAAUAAAAAAAGUCAAGAUGUGAAA
This is a messenger RNA of Cavia porcellus (domestic guinea pig), 4508 nucleotides long. It is a transcript of the gene Hcrtr1, whose product is annotated as hypocretin receptor 1. The transcript is spliced from 8 exons. Gene Ontology annotation, cellular component: membrane. Gene Ontology annotation, biological process: G protein-coupled receptor signaling pathway; feeding behavior. NCBI's taxonomy places the organism in Eukaryota, Metazoa, Chordata, Mammalia, Rodentia, Caviidae. The coding region runs from base 646 to 1923 and encodes 425 amino acids. The record is from RefSeq and is a predicted model, not a curated record. Gene Ontology annotation, molecular function: orexin receptor activity.